Messenger RNA from Metschnikowia bicuspidata var. bicuspidata NRRL YB-4993, 4670 nucleotides. Its product is annotated as pleiotropic drug resistance family ABC transporter. Gene Ontology annotation, biological process: xenobiotic detoxification by transmembrane export across the plasma membrane. The transcript has a single exon. Bases 34 to 4575 code for a protein of 1513 amino acids. Gene Ontology annotation, cellular component: membrane. Gene Ontology annotation, molecular function: ATP binding; ATP hydrolysis activity; ABC-type transporter activity. NCBI's taxonomy places the organism in Eukaryota, Fungi, Ascomycota, Pichiomycetes, Serinales, Metschnikowiaceae. The record is from RefSeq and is a predicted model, not a curated record.
CGUACUUUUCAAAUUUUCUUCAUAACAUCCGUCAUGAGUGCCCGGCAGGAAAAUGUUGCCAGCGCAGAAGGUGACAAAUAUGUCAGUGCCGAAACCUCCCACGACGGGCCGGAACCCAUGCCCCAGCCCGAGGUCGCUUCCGAUGAGGAGAUCGUCUCUGAUGAAGAGACUUCUCUUAACGAGUACCAUGGUUUUGGGUCUCACGCCCGGGGCGAGAUUCGCCGCUUGGCCAGAACCUACUCCCGCACAGAUAGUGCUGACACCACUUCGUCAGGUAAUUUAUUGAAAUACCUCACGCACAUGUCGAAAGUCCCCGGAGUGUCGCCAUACGAUGACGUCGAGGAGGCCUUGGACCCCAACAGUGAGAACUUCGACUCGAAGUUCUGGGUCAAAAACAUGAGAAAGUUGCUUGACUCCGAUCCCGAAUACUACAAGCCCUCCAAAUUGGGCAUUGCGUACAGGGAUUUGAGAGCCUACGGUGUUGCUGCCGGGUCUGAUUACCAGCCUACAGUGACAAAUGCUCUUUACAAAUUGGCUGUUGACCAGCUCUCUUUCCUCAACAAAAGCAGCGAUCGUUACUUCGAUAUCUUGAAGACGAUGGACGGGUACUUCCAACCUGGUGAGCUCACGGUCGUGUUGGGCCGUCCCGGCUCCGGCUGCUCGACCUUGUUGAAAACGAUUGCUUCUCACACCUACGGGUUCAAUAUCGGCAAGGAGUCUCGAAUCACCUACGACGGUCUUUCGCCAUCGGACAUCGAAACCCACUACCGAGGUGACGUUAUCUACUCUGCAGAGUCCGAUGUGCACUUCCCUCAAUUGUCUGUCGGCGACACUCUCGAGUUUGCUGCCAAAAUGAGAACCCCCAAAAACAGAGGCCCUGUUUCGAGAGAAGAAUAUGCAAAACACAUGGCUUCCGUGUAUAUGGCCACCUACGGCUUGUCCCACACUCGUAACACUAACGUUGGUAACGACUUUGUUCGCGGUGUUUCCGGUGGUGAGAGGAAGCGUGUUUCUAUCGCAGAAGCCUCCUUAUGUGGUGCAAAUGUCCAGUGCUGGGACAAUGCAACCAGAGGCUUGGACGCCGCCACUGCCCUCGAGUUUAUUCGUGCUUUGAAGACAUCUGCCGCAAUCUUGGAUGCCACUCCCUUGAUUGCUAUUUAUCAAUGUUCUCAAGAUGCCUACGACUUGUUCGACAAAACAAUCGUUCUUUACGAAGGUUACCAGAUUUACUUCGGUAAAGCUAGUAAGGCCAAGGAAUUCUUCGUGAACAUGGGGUUCGAGUGUCCUCAGCGUCAAACUACUGCUGACUACUUGACUUCUUUGACAAACCCUGAGGAGAGAAUUGUCCGCCCAGGCUUCGAGAACAAGGUCCCAAGAUCGGCUCAAGAAUUCUCGGAAUACUGGCGUAACUCUCCUGAGUACGCGGCUUUGACUACAAAAAUCGACAAGCACUUUAAAGAUGUCGAAUCUGGAGAUGUUCGUCAGGAAUACCACAAUUCGCAUGUGGCAAAACAAGCCGACCAUACUCAAAGCAAAUCUCCAUACACUGUCUCCUUUGGUAUGCAAGUUAGGUAUAUCAUUGGCAGAAACGUUUUAAGAAUCAAAGGUGAUCCUUCCAUCACUAUUUUUUCCAUUUUCGGCCAAGGUGUUAUGGGAUUGGUUUUGUCUUCGGUAUUUUAUAACCUUUCGUCAACGACUGGUGACUUCUACUAUAGAGGUGCUGCCAUGUUUUUUUCUGUGUUAUUCAACGCCUUCGCAUCCUUGUUGGAAAUCAUGUCUUUGUUCGAAAGUCGUCCUAUUGUUGAGAAACACAAAAAGUACGCCUUGUACAGACCAUCUGCGGAUGCGUUGGCGUCCAUUGUGUCUGAAUUGCCCACAAAGCUCGCGAUGUCGACUAUUUUCAACUUCACUUUCUACUUCAUGGUUAAUUUCAGAAGAGAGCCUGGUAGAUUUUUCUUUUACUGGAUGUUUUGUGGUCUCUGUACCUUGACAAUGUCCCACAUGUUCAGAUCCUUGGGUGCUGUCUCGACUUCUUUGGCUGGUGCUAUGACUCCGGCCACCGUUAUCUUGUUGGCAAUGGUGAUUUUCACCGGUUUCGUGAUUCCUACGCCAAGUAUGUUGGGAUGGUCGAGAUGGAUCCAAUACAUCAACCCGGUAUCUUACGUUUUCGAAUCUUUGAUGGUGAACGAAUUUGCAAACCGUGAAUUCACAUGCAGUCAAUUUAUCCCGUCUGGACCAGGCUACGACACCACCACGUCAAUAAACAAUGUCUGCAGUGCAACUGGCUCCGUAGCUGGUGACAGCACAGUACAAGGAAGUGAAUACUUAGCUGUGGCUUUCGAAUACUACAAUUCGCACAAGUGGAGAAACAUGGGCAUUGUCAUUGCUUACAUCGUUGUCUUCUUGUUUGUUUACAUUGGAUUGACCGAAUGGAAUAAAGGCGCCAUGCAAAAAGGUGAGCUUGUCUUGUACUUGAAGGGAUCGUUAAAGAAAGUCAAGAAGGAGGCAAAGGCUAGAGAGGCCUCUGCUAACGAUAUUGAGAACAAUAUUCCCAAUGAAAAGCUUGAAUUGAGUGAGACGCUUGACCAGUAUAACAAAGAGACCGAUUCUUCCCCAAGCGAAAAGAUGACUAACCAAAAGAAAAUCUUCCAUUGGAAGAACUUGACUUACAGCGUGAAAAUAAAGUCAGAAGAAAGAGUUAUCUUGAAUCAAAUCGAUGGUUGGGUGAAGCCUGGCCAAGUCACGGCAUUGAUGGGAGCUUCUGGUGCUGGUAAAACAACUUUGUUGAACUGCUUGUCUGAGCGUCUUACGACUGGUGUUGUUACCGAUGGUAUCAGAAUGGUUGAUGGAAAACCUUUGGAUGGAUCAUUCCAAAGAACUAUCGGAUAUGUCCAGCAACAGGAUAUUCAUCUACCAACAUCUACUGUUCGUGAAGCAUUAACAUUCUCUGCUCACUUAAGACAGCCCAAGGAAGUCUCCAUCAAAGAGAAAGACGCAUAUGUUGAUCACGUCAUCGAUCUUUUGGACAUGAACAUCUACGCGGAUGCCUUGAUCGGUGUUGCAGGUGAAGGUUUGAAUGUCGAGCAACGUAAAAGAUUGACUAUUGCCGUUGAGUUGGUUGCAAAACCCAAAUUGCUUCUAUUCUUGGAUGAGCCAACUUCUGGUUUGGACUCUCAGACAGCUUGGUCUAUUUGUAAGUUGAUGAGAAAAUUGGCUGACCACGGUCAAGCCAUUUUGUGCACAAUCCACCAGCCUUCUGCUAUGUUGAUGCAAGAGUUUGAUCGUUUGUUAUUUUUGCAAAAAGGUGGUAGAACUGCAUACUUUGGAGACUUAGGCAAAAAUUCUCAAACUUUGAUUGACUACUUUGAAGGAAACGGCGCUCAUCCUUGUCCUAAGGAUGCCAACCCUGCUGAAUGGAUGUUAGAAGUUGUUGGUGCUGCUCCUGGUUCUCGCGCUGCUCAAGAUUAUUUUGAAGUAUGGAGAAAUUCAGAUGAGUACGCUGCUGUUCACAAAGAAUUGGAGUACAUGGAGACUGAACUUCUGAAAUUACCAGCUGAGUCCUCUGCAGGUGACGAGGCGUCGUACGCUGCUCCUUUUUGGAGUCAGUAUUAUUUUGUCACGAAAAGAGCUCUUCAGCAAUACUGGAGACUGCCUGGUUACAUUUAUUCAAAGAUCUUUUUGGUGGGGUCUUCUGCGUUGUUUAACGGAUUCUCCUUCUUUAAAGCAGGUACGUCCAUUCAAGGGUUGCAAAAUCAAAUGUUCUCAAUUUUUAUGUUCUUCAUUCCAUUGAACACCUUGAUUCAGCAAAUGUUGCCAUAUUACGUGAAACAAAGAGAGGUCUAUGAAGUAAGAGAAGCCCCAUCUAAAACUUUCAGCUGGGCGGCCUUCAUCACUGCGCAAAUCACUGCUGAGGUCCCAUUUCAAGUUGCGAUCGGGAUAAUUGCAUUUUUCUGUUGGUAUUACCCAGUCGGUUUAUACGAGAAUGCUGUUCCAACUGACUCUGUUAAUGAGCGUGGAGGUUUAAUGUUCCUACUCAUUACCUCUUUCUUUGUUUACGCUUCAACAUUGGGUCAACUCGUUGGAUCUUUCAGUGAAUCUGCGGAAAAUGCAGCUAACUUUGCAAACCUUUUGUUUAUCAUGUGUUUGAACUUCUGUGGUGUCUUGGCAGGUCCAGAUGUAUUACCUGGCUUCUGGAUCUUCAUGUACAGAUGUAACCCAUUCACGUAUUUGGUGCAAGGCAUGUUGAGUACUGGAUUGGCUCAUAAUGUUGUGGAAUGUGGUUCGAGAGAAUUUGUUUCUUUCGAUCCGUUCCUGGGUCAAACUUGUGGUGAAUACAUGGCGGAUUACAUCGAGCUUGCCGGUGGAUACGUCUCGAAUCCAAAUGCAACUUCUAAUUGUGAGUUUUGUCAACUCUCUUCGACAGAUACCUUUUUGGCAAGUGUCAACGCUGUGUAUUCUGAAAGGUGGAGAAAUUGGGGUAUCUUUAUUGCUUUCAUUGCAAUUAAUAUGAUAUUCACUAUUUUCUUCUACUGGCUAGCUAGAGUUCCAAAGGGAUCCAGAGAGAAGAAGAAGUAAAUGCUUUCAUGGAAACGAUUGUUUGAGGUUUGCUGUUAUAGAUUGUUAAAUAUUAGAGUUUAAAAAACAAAGUUAUUAACGACGAGAACCAGAAU